UCCCUGAUGGAUUGGCAAGGGCAAAAGCUAGCGGAGCAGCUGAUGCAGAUAAUGCUGCUGGUGUUCGCGGUGGUUGGGUUUCUCACUGGUUACGUGAUGGGUUCGUUCCAGGUGAUGAUGCUGGUGUAUGCAGGUGGUGUGGUUCUGACCACAUUGAUCACUGUCCCCAAUUGGCCCUAUUUCAAUCGCCACCCUCUCAAGUGGUUGGAUCCAAUUGAAGCCGAGAAGCACCCCAAGCCUCAGAAGCAGCAGCCUGUGAGUUUCAAGAAGAAAGGCUCCAAAGCUAAGUAGGUCAAUGAAUUAGCGUUGGUUUAGGUUAUGUCAUACCUGUUCUAAAGUUUGUGUUUGGAUUAUCAAUUGCAAUGUACUCGGGUUUAAAAUUUCUAACCUUUAUGCAAUGACCAGAAGAUUUUCACUUCAUAACAAUUUUGUGUGAUCUUUGUUUUUGGCCGUUUUCUGUUUUCGGGUUAUCUGCCUCUUUCUAAUCGAAAAACUGGAAGAAUAUGUUUGUUCAGUUGAUUGUGUUUGCAUUAAACCCCUCAUGUAUUGGUACCGGCCGGUUACAUUAUCGGCCGCUGGUUAUAUCUCAUCUCCACAGGAGUAGUCAUUUAUGUUUAGAAUGGUUCAGUCACAUACAGUAAUCAGAAAACACAACAGAACAGUACACAUGCCAAUUAACUAGAUAAAGGAUGUAAGGAUGAUCAAGUCUAAACAUCUGUGUCAUCCAGUCAUUACCAGCUUACAAGAAUUUG
Messenger RNA from Fragaria vesca subsp. vesca, 752 nucleotides. Its product is annotated as probable signal peptidase complex subunit 1-like. Gene Ontology annotation, cellular component: endoplasmic reticulum membrane; signal peptidase complex. The coding region runs from base 7 to 291 and encodes 94 amino acids. The transcript is spliced from 2 exons. Gene Ontology annotation, biological process: protein targeting to ER. The record is from RefSeq and is a predicted model, not a curated record. Lineage: Eukaryota; Viridiplantae; Streptophyta; Magnoliopsida; Rosales; Rosaceae.